CGAGUCCAUAAAGGAUUUGUAAUCUUCAAACGGUAUUCCUCCAAUCAUCGCGGCCAAUCGUGUGGGACAGACUCCCUUCCCUAGCGACGCCGGCCCCGACGCCGCCUCGCUUCUCAGUGUUCUCACACCUCGUGUCCUCGGCCCAAAGCUGAAGUAUGAAAAGGACUUCUUAGAAGUUUCAAAGAGAGCGAAACUCUAUGCAGACUUGUCUGCGUCAUCAUCUCCGCCCCCAAGCACCCUCCUGUCUUAUCUCUGGGCUGCGCCCACACCCCUUUCCAAUGCCCUUCCCUCCAUCGCGAGUCUUGCAUGAUGGCCACCAUCGAGCCAUGGCUCACGAACCUCCUCAACAAACCCCAGAGUCCUGAUCUGCCGCCCCUGCAGCCGUUGGCCUCGAACGCUGCCCCGAGCCACCCGCUAUCUCUUCCCCCGCUCGGAGCGGAACUCGCCGGCAGCCUCAGACCCGACAGGUCCGUGCUGGCUCAAACGGCCUCGCUUCACGCCGCCGCCAGUGGCCGCCUUGCGAAGCCGCUCGCUCGGGCGGACGAUCCAUCCCUUCUGCACACAGCGUCUAUCCGACCGCUUCAGCUCCUUCUCAGCGAGCCCCGGCCAGCUGUCCCCGCGAUCCCCCUACGGACGAUUGUGGAUGACGUUCCCAGGAGUCCCGAAGAUUCCUUGAACAAGAAGCGAUCCAGGGAACUGAGCGCCAAGGAGGACCUUGUGCAGUUGCCAAGGUUGCCCAAGAAGCAGAAGUCGGCUCAGCAGGUGGUCCCUCCGAUCAUUGCUGGCCUCCACGAGCCGCCACCCGACCCGGCAGUCUUUCCGCCGAUCACAUCGGCUUCUUUUCACGACAACGAGACUUUCGGCCUGGCAUCAUGGAAAGAUGUCGGGAGCUGUCCUGAAGACCGGCCCGUCGCGUCCUCCGUUGCCGACCCUGAGUCUAGCAACCCUCAGAAACCGAAGAGGCGGCCUAUGAAGCCAAGAAGGAAAUGGACUGAGGAGGAAACCAAUAACCUUCUGCUGGGCGUGAGCCGCCACGGAGUUGGAAGGUGGACAAAUAUUCUGGAGGAUCCCGACUUCAAGUUCAACGGCCGGACCGCAGGAGAUCUGAAGGAUCGUUUCAGGACUUGCUGCCCCGAGGAACUGCAGUUGACAACGACCGAGGAGCAAACCGGAAACGUGGAAGCGGUUGCGGCAGCGACGCCGGAAGGCAACACGAGACACAAAAAUGGAUUGCAUCUCGAGGAUAUCUUAAUACCACCCGGCGAUGAUGCUGCCGCCAAAGAUGAGGACUCACCAUCCGCACUCCAGGAGACCGAUAGCGCCCCGAGGGGAAGGAGGAGGCGGGUACACCGCAAGAACCUGGAGGACUUGGCGGAGCUGGGGAUCCACGGCCCGUUCGAGAAGUCGCAUCGUCGGAAACGCCGACCUUUCACUAAGCAAGAUGACGAGGCAAUUCUAGACGGCCUUAAGCGCUACGGCCCUUCCUGGACGAGGAUCCAGCGGGACCCUCAAUACAAUCUAUCCGGCCGACAGCCUACCGACUUGCGUGACCGGAUUAGAAACAAGUAUCCCGAUAUCUAUGCAAAGAUUGAAAAGGCUCAUUUCCUUAAAGAGGUCGCUCGGGAAGCUGCCCGCGAGGCUGCACGCCACAAGGCCGAAACCCUCGAACCAUCUGUCGACCUGAACUCGGAAACAUUACGCGGGUCUGCCAUUCUUACGUCAUCCUUGGAGCCUCAACUACAUCGAUCUGGCUCAAAGGAAGAAAUGGUGAGGCGGACAACGACGCCGUCCGCUUACGAGUCGACUGAGACUCUUCCGGCGCUGGCCAAUAUCUUUGACAUGAUCGAGCCUCACGCUGCAUCUCUCUUGGGCAACCCACCAGACAUGGACUUGAGUCACCUGGUGCUCGACGACUCUCAUCCUUUUGGUGAGCGGCGACUUGGCCAUUGCAGGUAGGGCGUAAAGGUCUGCACUCUUGAAGACUUGGCCACUCGAGAUAUAGGUGGUCCAUAUACUUUUUUGAUCGCAGUUUCGGAGGAUAUUGUGUAUUGCUUCUGGAGUUCUGGAGUUGUCGGUUAUCUUCGGGUCUUGCUAGGGUUUUGUUUCUGAGACGUCUUGCGAUACCACAGGCAGUGUCGUCAACAUCGUAAAAGACGCUGUUUGCCAGAGCCACACGCUGGCUUUUGGUUGAAUGAAACAUGGCCGGUUUACAGGUUAGAUAAGGGAGCAAUCUCUAUCUCGGAUGAGAAACACUUCUCGAAUGUUUCACAUCGCUUUUUUGCUGUUGUACAGGGUCUUAUUGUCCGAGUUUUGCUCGGCCGUGCCUACUACGUACUCAGCAGCUCAGACUUGUCAUUCAUAAAUGACUUAUUGGCGGCAACUAGUCUAAAUAAUAAACCACCUUACUAACUGAGAGCCC
Chaetomium strumarium is the source of this 2419-nucleotide messenger RNA. RefSeq lists its product as uncharacterized. NCBI's taxonomy places the organism in Eukaryota, Fungi, Ascomycota, Sordariomycetes, Sordariales, Chaetomiaceae. The record is from RefSeq and is a predicted model, not a curated record. The transcript has 2 exons. Bases 307 to 1956 code for a protein of 549 amino acids.